Drosophila montana is the source of this 1056-nucleotide messenger RNA. Its product is annotated as RNA-binding protein 7. Gene Ontology annotation, biological process: regulation of alternative mRNA splicing, via spliceosome. The record is from RefSeq and is a predicted model, not a curated record. Gene Ontology annotation, cellular component: nucleus. Gene Ontology annotation, molecular function: single-stranded RNA binding. The coding region runs from base 70 to 834 and encodes 254 amino acids. The transcript has a single exon. Lineage: Eukaryota; Metazoa; Arthropoda; Insecta; Diptera; Drosophilidae.
UAAAAACAAUCUUCUCGUUCGUUUGUGUACACAUUCAAUUGCAAAGUAUUUUGAUUGAAAAUAACUAAAAUGGAUAGUUUUAUGGCCGCCAUUCAACAGGCGGCUCUGCAGCAACAAAUUUGCAAUGCAGCUAACAUGAUGGGUAUGCAGUUGCCUUUCCCAUUUGGACAGCCUGCGAAUUUCGUUGGCGGUGACUUCGGAUAUGGGCGAUCAGAAGGAGCACCAUUGCACCCUCAAAAUGAUACAGAGGACCUAGAUGACGAAGAUGCAGAUGAUGAAGAGCAAACUCGCACUUUGUUCUGUAAUAACCUGGACGAACGCGUAACUGAGGAAAUACUCUAUGAAGUAUUUCUGCAAGCAGGUCCCAUAGAAAGCGCGCGUAUACCACUGGAUAAUACUGGACGUCAACGUAAUUUUGGAUUUGUUACAUAUCAGCACAAAUGUGCAGUGCCCUUUGCCAUGGAGCUCUAUCAAGGACUUGAACUGUUUCAAAAGAAAAUCACAAUCCGGCAGCAAUGCCCAGAUAAACCUAAGCAACCUUUUAUUGGACAAGGACGGACACACAAUCCGUUUUCUCAAGGAUUUGCUUCUCCCGCCCCACCAAUGAAUACCCACGCAGGUCCACGUAAUGCUCGUCACAGUAUGCACGAUGGAAAGCAAUUCGACCGCACCGCUGGCGCUCAAAACAAAUAUAAUAAUGAUAUGCGGCGCCGCAGCGACAGUGCCGUCAUGGACCGCAAACGGCCAAGACCACAUCAGCAGCAACAACACAACAACAGUGGCGGCAAUCGAAGGUCUGAUCAGCGAUAUAUCAACGGAAAAAGAUUACUGUAGUGUGUGCAUUAAAUUGCAUAAAGUUCGUGUUUAAAUUUAUUUUAUUAGUCUUGAAUAUACAAAGGCGUAAAUGUAUUAUCUAUGAUCUAUUGCGUUCAAAACAUUGACCAUAUUUCAUGAUUACGAUUACGGGCUUGUGCUUUCACUGUACAUCUAAAGUUCUUUAAAAUAAGGUAAUCUUUAUAUACAUAUAUCCGUAUAAAUUAAAAGAUUAACGGGUAA